GAUGAGUCGGGGGAGCAGGGGGUGCGGGGAACGGUGUAGCGGGCGAGGGGCUUGAGCUACUAGUCGUACUUGCACCUGCUCUUUCCCGCGUCUGAGGCGCAGCCUACCGUCCCAAAGCGCCGUUGGAGCGAUGGCGGCGCUCUCGGCACCUCCCGCUGACGACAUGUGACGUCACGUCCGGAGCGGCGGCGGGCUCUCGGCGCACGCGCGCUCUCCGCACCGCCCCCUGACGUCGAAGUGACGUGACUUGACGCCCGGCGACGCAGGUUGGGGGUUUUGUCUCCCGGACGCGGGAGUGCCUGCCGUCUCCCUCCGCCCGGCCGAUCGGGGCUGUUCCCCUCAGGUCGCCCGCUUACCUGCCGGCCAGUCAGCGUGCGGGGCUUGGGUUCCGCGGCCUCCCCGGACCUCUUAAGUCUCAACCGGGGUGUGGUUUUCCACUUCUAGAGGUGAAGCGUGUUAGGGAGAGUGGGACCCGCAGUCUUGGCCUAGGGUGUGUGUCUUUCAUCUCCUGUCAGGCUCACUUUUUUUUCACUCCCUAUUCUGCCUCUCCAAGAAUGAAACAUGACUGAGGACUCCCAGAGAAACUUUCGUUCAGUAUAUUAUGAAAAAGUGGGGUUUCGAGGAGUUGAAGAGAAGAAAUCAUUAGAAAUUCUCCUAAAAGAUGACCGUCUAGAUAUCGAGAAACUUUGUACUUUCAGUCAGAGGUUCCCUCUCCCAUCCAUGUACCGUGCGUUGGUCUGGAAGGUGCUCCUCGGCAUCUUGCCUCCGCACCAUGAGUCCCAUGCCCAGGUGAUGAUGUAUCGCAAGGAGCAGUACUCUGAUGUCCUUCACGCCUUGGAAGUCAUCCGCUUUAUCAGUGAUGCCACCCCUCAGAUUGAAGUCUAUCUCUACAUGCACCGGCUGGAGUCUGGGAAACUGCCUCGAAGUCCUUCAUUUCCACUGGAACCAGAAGAUGAAGUGUUUCUUGCCAUUGCGAAGGCCAUGGAAGAGAUGGUGGAAGAUAGCGUCGACUGUUACUGGAUCACGCGAUGCUUCGUGAACCAGCUGAGUAGCAAGUACCGGGACACUCUGCCCCAGCUGCCAAAGGCUUUUGAACAAUACUUGAAUCUGGAAGAUGGCCGACUGCUGAGUCACCUGAAGGCCUGCUGCGCAGUGUCCACACUUCCCUACGAGCUGUGGUUCAAGAAGUGCUUCGCCGGGUGCUUGCCCGAGUCCAGCUUACAGAGGAUUUGGGAUAAAGUUGUAAGUGGAUCCUGUAAGAUACUAGUUUUUGUAGCUGUGGAAAUUCUCUUAACCUUUAAAAUAAAAGUAAUGGCGCUGAACAGUGCAGAGAAGAUAACGAAGUUUCUGGAAAACAUCCCCCAGGACAGCUCGGACGCGAUCGUGAGCAAGGCCAUCGACCUGUGGCACAAGCACUGCGGGACCCCGGUGCACUCCGCCUGAACGUUCCUGACGCUGCGGGCAGUCUGCCAGGCCUGCUCGGCACAUUUUUUUCUUUCCCCUUGGGACGUGACCUACUCAACUGAUGAUGGGGUUCUUGCUUUGGUGUUCGAAGUGUAAUUGUUUUUCCAGUAAAAUUGCUUAAGAUAAUGUCACCGUGAAGUCACUGUGUUGUGGAACAGCAUCUUCUGGUUACACAGAAAUACAGGGUAUACUCUGAAUAGCAUUUAGAAAAACGUUUAUGGAAGUGUAGUCGAUUUACAGUGUUGUGUUAAUUUCUGCUGUAUAGCAAAGCGAUUCGGUUGUAUAUACAUAUAUAUUCUUUCUCGUAAUCUUUUAUUUUAUGGUUUCAUAAUCUUUUCCUUUAUGGUUUAUCAUACGAUAUUGAAGAUAGUGCUAUGCAAUAGGACCUUCUUGUUCUGAAUAGUACUUUAAAAGGGUUGUUGGAAAUAGCUCCCAGCUCGUAAAGCAGUUGAGUCAGGGUGGGUGGGUGCUUCAGGGAGCUGUGUGUAACCAGCCCUGCCCUGCCAUGCUUUAAUUAGCACCAAGCUAGUUACUUUCUAAGGUCCAUUUCUGGAACGAAGAACAACUUCCGUUUGUUGACAACUUUUGCUGUUGAUGGUAGUACCUGUUGAAAUCUAGGCUAACUUCCUAAAUCUUUUGAAAUCUAAAUCUGCUUUCUGAUACUUUUGCUAGAUUGGUUUAUAAAUAAAGGCUUUCUUAUGUUUUUUUUCCCCUCUUUGUGCCAGUUGGAAUGAAAUGUUACUGAAUAUAAGCGUGUCUAAAUUUACCUGCUGAGAGAGGACUUGUUGAUGCUUUGCUGGAACCACGCUUUUUCCUGAUGGGUCAUUAGAUGCAGGGUGGGCAUCAGAAAGGACUCUGCCUCCCCAGUAGGCACGGCGGAAAGGGCAGGUUCAGGUACAUAGCUGGGUGGGCGUCAGAGAGGACUCUGCCACCCCCACAAGCAUGGUGGAAAGGGCAGGUUCAGGUUAAUAGCUUAACGCCUCCCCCGCAGCCAUGGUGUCCCCGGAUGGUAACUUGUUGGUUGGACAGUUGCAGGCUUUGAGCCGGGCCAGUGAGUUGGGGCCCUUUGUCUGAGACUGACUCAUUCAGCUGCCAGACCUGCAGGAGCCCGAGUGGUGAGUUGGGUUCUCCACUCCCACAAGGAGGAGAUGAUGAAACUAUGGAGCCGUCACUCUGAGAGUUGGGUCCCUGCCUGACGUGUCCAGAGCACACCACAGGGUUGUUGAAACCGGGUGGUGCUUGUGACAGUAACAUAUCCAAGAGUAUUUAAGUUUUUUUUCUCUUGAACUUUUUAUCUUGUGUUGGGGUUUAGCCAGUUCACAUCAUGUUGUGAUCAUUUCAGGUGAGCAGCAGAGGGACUCAGGCAUACAUGUAUGUGUAUCCACUCCCCGCAACCCCUCUCCUCCAGGCUGCCUGUAACGCUGAGCAGAGUUCCCUGUGUUCUACACUAGGUCCUUGUUGCUCAUCCAUUUCACAUAUAGCGGUGUGUACAUGUCCAUCCCAAGUGCCAUACCGAUCCCUUCUCCAUCCUUACUCCCCUGGCAACCAUAAGUUCGUUUUUUAAGUCUGUGAGUCUCAAGAGUAUUUAAUUUUGUAAAAACGCUCAUAAGAAAACUUCUUAAAGCAAACUCUGUUUACAGCUAACACUUUACAUUUAUCCAGCGAUCACCUCCGCCCCUGAAGAACUUUGACUCCAGUAGGGGAUGUGAGCAAAAGUGCGUGAGGAGGAGUUCCCGCCGCUGUCGUCUGCUGUCCAGUGAGUGAACGUGGGGCUUGAGUGAAAUCCACGGAAAAGUCAUAGACGUUUAACUUCCGCCUCAUUCAUGAGCCAUGUACCAUUACGAACCAUAUAAGUUUGUACAACUUUUUGGUAGAAUAAAAGUUAUAAAUAAAGUCAA
Messenger RNA from Cervus elaphus (red deer), 3362 nucleotides. Its product is annotated as TBC1 domain family member 7. NCBI's taxonomy places the organism in Eukaryota, Metazoa, Chordata, Mammalia, Artiodactyla, Cervidae. Bases 562 to 1443 code for a protein of 293 amino acids. The record is from RefSeq and is a predicted model, not a curated record. The transcript is spliced from 8 exons. Gene Ontology annotation, molecular function: GTPase activator activity. Gene Ontology annotation, biological process: negative regulation of TOR signaling; activation of GTPase activity.